AUGUCCGACUUGUGGCUCGAUCUUGUUUCUACUGUUAAUAUCGAUCACAUCGAUACCAUGCCUGCCGUUCUACAAUCCACCAUUAAUCUCCUAGAGACGGAGCUCAUUAAAGCGCGGGCCGCUUUACAAGAAAUUCAACCACAUCCACCAAUCUUACGCAUUGGCGAUGAAGUCGCCGUCGGUGCCAUGGCCGCAUAUCGCCAAAACCUUAUCGGCCGCGCUCCGGACUUCUAUGGGUCUCGUCGUUUGACUGCAAAGGAACUCGGUCUCGAGCCAACAGUACGUGAAAUAACUCACGAGAAACUACUUCCAGCUCCAAUCCAAGCACCAAAACCUGCUCCUGUUCCACAACGAGCGCCUAUCGAGAGGACCUUAACCAAUAGCUUGAUCUUGGAUCAUAUCGCGCCCUACCUAUCUGCCCCAUCCUUGAUAUCUCUGGCAUCAACUUCGCGACACAUGCACAGCAUGGUGACCCAGACUCCAUACAUUUUCCGCCAUCUCGACCUGACUCAUUGCCGAGGCGCAAAUCUACCUACCAAAGAGCAACCCCGUAACGACUCUCAAACAGAGGACGAGUUCUACUCUGCACCAUUACGGCGUAUUUUCGGAAGUCUGGAAAAGAAAUCCGUCUUGCAGGAUGUGCGCAGCCUGGUUCUAGACGGAUUGACCGUGCCCGCCGAUCUAGUUGCGGAAAUCAUCCUGACAGAUCGAUUCAAUGUCAAUAUUCUUUCCAUUCGCGAGUGUCUGCAUCUCAACGAACGGAAACUCAUGCAAAUAAUUCAACAUGCCGUUCGACCCACGCGCCCAGAAGGUACUCCCCGCGUAAAGGGUAUCUAUCACUUCUCACCUAUAACAAAGGCGCCUCGAGCUCCAGUACGGCGCCGAUACCGCGACUGGUGGGGUUCUCGCAUUGGUGCCUCUCGACGCCCAAGCGAGACCUCUUCAACUUCCUCUUCCUCUUCAACCUCUUCAUCAGAUAACGAAGAGGAAGAACGUCCUAGAAUCCAGAAGACCCAACAAAACGAAUGGUAUAGCCCCUCAGGCAAAUUAUUCAAACACACCAUCGAAGACGGGUGGGCACAAACCCUACAGAAAUGCGAGGGUAUCAUCGCAUUUGAUGCAGUGCUUUGUCGCGGCCCGCGCCAUGAUGUCAACCUAUAUUCUUCCGCCAAUGAAGAUACGCCGGCCCCAGAAGAUCCUCUUCUUGCACCGGCCAUGGCCACAGUCGCUCUGGGGCCACGCGGGUGCGAUGGAUGCCAUAGUUCUCCCGAGGGACCGGUGAUCUGGGGCCAAUCUCCAGAUCACCAGUUCCCCUUGUUGAGUCCCAUGCCAUUGCAUGUAUCGAAUAUAGCAGCUGCAAAGCGCCCUGAGCAGAUUCCAGGAAAACAUCCACUCCUGAUUGCUCGAUGCACCGACUGCUUGAAUCAUCGCUGGUGCCACCGAUGCAACAAAUGGUUCUGCGGUAACUGCCUGCCUCAACCACAAAAUGCUCAAUUGAAUUUGUCUCCACACCAAACGGCAGUUCGUCCAGACCAGGAGAACUUUAGAGAUGCUGUUCGGCCAUUAGAACGAGAGGUAUGUUGA
Molecule: messenger RNA, 1584 nt
Organism: Penicillium angulare
Lineage: Eukaryota; Fungi; Ascomycota; Eurotiomycetes; Eurotiales; Aspergillaceae
Exons: 1
Coding region: 1-1584 (527 amino acids)
Molecular function (GO): protein binding
Source: RefSeq, a predicted model, not a curated record